Molecule: messenger RNA, 723 nt
Organism: Tachyglossus aculeatus (Australian echidna)
Lineage: Eukaryota; Metazoa; Chordata; Mammalia; Monotremata; Tachyglossidae
Gene: ASPRV1
Product: aspartic peptidase retroviral like 1
Exons: 1
Coding region: 1-723 (240 amino acids)
Biological process (GO): proteolysis
Cellular component (GO): membrane
Molecular function (GO): aspartic-type endopeptidase activity
Source: RefSeq, a predicted model, not a curated record
AUGGCCGAGGCUGGAAGCCGGGAGCUCCCCAGGGAGCACGCCUUCCUGCCCGAACCCUUCGACGGGUCUCGGGGGGACGCGGGCCGGUGGUUGCACCAGCUGGAGGUCGUCGCCGACCUCAACAACUGGGACGAGGCCACCAAGCUGCGCUUCCUGGGCUCGGCCCUGCGCGGCGGGCCGCUCGACCUGUACGGGGGGCUCGGCCCCGAGGCCCGCCACAACUACCCGGCCGUCCGGGCCGCCCUCCUCGGGGCCUUCGGCGGGCCCGGCCCCCGGGAGAUCCUCCUGGCCCUCAGCAUGGGCAAGGGCUACUACCUCAAGGGCAGCAUCGAGGGGGUCCCCGUGCGCUUCCUGGUGGACUCCGGGGCCCAGGUGUCCGUGGCCCACCCCGACCUGUGGGAGCGGGCCACCGACGGGGACCCGGACACCCUCCGGCCCUUCGAGAACGUGGUCAGGGUGGCCAACGGGGCCGAGCUGAAGAUCCUGGGCGUCUGGGACACGGUCGUCACCCUGGGCAAGCUGGAGAUGGACGCCCAGUUCCUGGUGGCCGGCGAGGCCGCGGAAGAGGCCAUCAUCGGCACGGACCUGCUUCAGGACCACGGCGCCAUCCUGGACUUCAAGCACCACACCUGCACCCUCAAGGGCAAAAAGUUCCGCCUGCUGCCCGUGGGAGGAUCCCUGGAGGAGGAGUUCGACCUGGAGCUCAUCGAAGAGCGGCCCUGA